Drosophila busckii is the source of this 3238-nucleotide messenger RNA. It is a transcript of the gene Dhap-at, whose product is annotated as dihydroxyacetone phosphate acyltransferase. The record is from RefSeq and is a predicted model, not a curated record. Gene Ontology annotation, molecular function: glycerone-phosphate O-acyltransferase activity. Lineage: Eukaryota; Metazoa; Arthropoda; Insecta; Diptera; Drosophilidae. The transcript has 4 exons. Gene Ontology annotation, biological process: ether lipid biosynthetic process. Gene Ontology annotation, cellular component: peroxisome; mitochondrial membrane; peroxisomal membrane. The coding region runs from base 482 to 2623 and encodes 713 amino acids.
UUUAUUGGAUACAAACAUGUUUUGCUAAAUUGUGCUACAAGUGCAAAUUGGCAACUCGAAGACGUCAGUCGGCUCUUUUGUUUAUUGCAAUCAUAAGAUUUAAUUGUGUGUGUGUGUGUGUGUUGUGCUUGUACCUGUGUAUUGCUGUGUGCAUGUAGGUAAACAAUAUUGUGCAUGGGAAACGCAGCAGCUGUGUUACUGCAUAUUGUAUUAAUUGCCAAGUGUAAGUUUUGCACUUGGCAUGCACUCACUUUAAAGUUGUUGGAAAAACGUUGCAUUUGGCAUGCACGUUAACUUAAGUUAAAGUGCUUGCUUUGGCGUGUUGACAUUUCCUUAAGCUUCAAAUUUCAAUAUUUAAAAACAAAUACAAAACAAGCCUAUUUGUUAGCAUAAUUGCGUUUUUCCAAUUGCCUGUGCAACUAAGUGGAUCUUCUAAAAUAUAUCUGUUAACGGCAUAACGGGGGCCGUACGCUAAUUGGAAAUGAAAAGCGCAGACAAAAAUGACGCACCAACAGCGCCAGCUUCAGCAGCUGCCGACUAUAUGCGGAAUUUUAAGAACAUUAUAGCGCCUGGCGCUGAGUCGUCCAUGACUAGGGAGUUCAAACCACAAGUGGCCUACGAGUUUGAACGCUAUCUGAAUCCGCAAAAGCUAAAGCAUCAUGUGUUGAAAAGCGAAAAAUUGGCUUCGCUCCUGGAGUACUAUGCCCAACAGACGCAGCAGCCGUUAAAGCAGCUGCAACAACAAGCACAAGCCAUUAUCGAUGAGAUUGGACUGGAUAGAAAUAUGGCCAUUAUCCGAUGGUGCGGCAUUGCAAUAACAGCCAUAGGCAAACGUAUCUGCGAUGGCAUCUAUGUAAACUCAGCCAGCAUGGCGAAUGUGCGCAAGGAUAUGGGCCGUUGCCCGGUGCUCUACCUGCCCAGUCAUCGCAGCUAUAUGGAUUUUAUACUGAUGAGUUAUAUAUGCUAUUACUAUGAUAUAGAAAUACCCGGCAUUGCAGCCGGCAUGGACUUUCAUUCAAUGUUCGGAAUGGGUACAAUGCUACGAAAGACAGGUGCCUUUUUUAUGCGGCGUUCCUUCUCCAACGAUGAGCUCUACUGGGAUAUUUUUCGCGAGUAUAUGUAUGCUUUGGUAGCUCACUAUCACAUAGGCGUGGAGUUCUUCAUUGAAGGCACGCGAUCUCGUAAUUUUAAGGCGCUGGUGCCGAAGGUGGGAUUGUUGUCAAUGGCGCUGUUACCUUAUUUCACGGGCGACGUGCCCGACGUGAUGAUAGUGCCCGUUAGCGUGGCAUAUGAGCGUGUGCUGGAGGAGCAGCUGUUUGUAUACGAGUUACUAGGCGUGCCCAAGCCCAAAGAAUCUACUAAGGGCUUCUUUAAGGCGCUUAAGAUAAUUGACGAGCGCUUUGGCAAAAUGUUUCUUGACUUUGGCGAGCCAAUUUCAGUACGUGAGUUCUUCGGCCAUAAUGGCGGUGAGCGCAUACGACGUGCCGGCAUAAGCGGCUCACUGCAAAAGCUAAACCGCCAAGAGAUCGACCUCGUGAAACAGCUGGCUACAGAGAUAAUCUAUCAGCAGCAGCGUCGCAUUGUCAUUAGUACAUUUAAUUUACUUAGCUUAUACUAUGCUAGUCAGUUGUAUGGACAACGGAGCGUUAACAUCGAUGAACUGUCACGUGGGAUAUUGCAUCUAAAACGCAUCUUUGAGCAACUGGGCGCACAUGUCAGCGUCAGUGCGAAAAGCAUCAAGGCGGAUGUCAUCGAUGCCGUUGAAAUUCACAGCAAUAUUGUGCAAUUUCGUGUGGCUCGGUUGCAAUUUACGCCUCUGGCGGCCGAGCAGCUAGCAGCCAAAAUCGAUAUGCGUCGCUUGAAGGCACAUGCACUGAGUCCAGCCACAAUGGCAGUGGCUGUGCCAAUGCUGGCACUGCAGCUUUAUAUAAAUCCCUGCUUGUUUUGGUUGGCCAGACCCGCCUACUUGUUGUUGGCGGCUCUCAAGCAGCAGCGUCAGCAGCGUAGCGACAUUAGCUUGGGUUCGUAUAACGAAACACUGGCGGCGCUGCACAGUCAUGUGGCCACCAUGGAUGCUUUGUUCCAACACGAGUUUAUAGUGGAGUCGAAUCGUGAGGCUGUAGAGUUUGAAACGCAUUUGAAACUGUUGCUGGAUGAGCAGGUUCUGCAUCUGGAUGAGUCAAAUGGCAACGUUAAGGUUCAGGACAAUGAAUGUUCGCGUGUCAUACUGGCUGCACUGGCGCCAUUUCUAUGUCUUUACUACCAACUGGCAUUGGCCCUAAGACAGUGGACACACAGAGGUGAAUUUAGCUCGAAUGAGCUGCUGGUGCGCGUGCAGCAGCAUGUGGAGCUACUGUUGCAAGCACCGGGCGCUGCAGCCGCCCAUGUGCAUCCGUAUUGCCUGGCAUUAGACAAUUUGAACAUAGCUAUUUUGUCUUUCGUACAGAGCGGCUAUCUAGUCAAGAAUCGUGAGAGCGGCUUAAUGAGCAUUGCCAGCAAUGCGCCGGACAAGUGCUUGAGGCAGCUGGAACUACAAUUGCAUGAAUAUUGCCAGCUAAUGCCGUUCACCCAGUACUCGACGGCCGCCAGCGAGCAGGCACAAUCACAUAUGGCCAAGUUAUAACUGAUAAACGGUACGCGGUCGGCCUCUGGCAAGCUAACCAUGUCCACCGCCACACAGCAUAGUACAAUUUCGCAUAUUCCUUUCAUUCAAUUUAUAAUUAGUGUGCUUCGGAAUUGUCGCAUCAUUUGCAUCCUCUUUGUUUUUGUGCUUGUGAAGCCGCUGUGGCAGCUGCUGCGUUGGUUAAUCACAAACUCAUAUUCAUUUGUCGCCUAGUAUGCGAGCAUGCAUUUGUUUAUUUUUGUUUAUUUAUGGGUUCAGGUGUUGUGUAAGUAAUUUUUCAGUUUAAGGUCUAACGUGUAAACACGGCAAGGUUAGUCUUUAAGUAUAGCAAAAAAAAAUUAAAUUUUUAGUUUUUGUUUCUUUUUUUGUUGAAUUAUGCCAUAUUAAGUAAGCCACAAAAAAUGAAUAGUCAAUUGGAAAAACUCCUUAAGCUAGGAAAGAUAGUCUUUUGCUUAUUUAUAUUUUUUAUAAGAAUUAUAGCUAGAAAUCCCAACGAUGUAUCUUGUCCCCAUUUUGUAAAACUAUUGUAAGCGUCUCCAACUUUUCUCUGCUUGUGCUUGGUAUUAACUAUUUAACUUAAAACAUAUGUUUUAUUGAAAAGUGCAUAAAGUAUGU